ACUGUAUCUAAGUUUAUUGAUUUUGUUGCAGGUGCUGGAGGUUAUUCUUACCUCUAUGAGCCACUUUGGUGGAUUGGCAUGAUUACAAUGAUUGUGGGGGAAAUUGCUAACUUUGCAGCUUAUGCAUUUGCGCCAGCUAUUCUAGUCACUCCUCUAGGUGCACUUAGCAUCAUUAUCAGUGCUGCCCUAGCACAUCUUAUCUUGCGUGAGAGGUUACACAUUUUUGGGAUUCUUGGUUGCGUUCUAUGUGUUGUGGGUUCAACAACAAUUGUGUUACAUGCUCCUCAAGAACGUGAAAUUCAGUCAGUUAAGGAGGUGUGGGACCUUGCAACAGAGCCAGCUUUUCUAUUUUAUGCUACUUGUGUUAUAGCAGCAGUUUUCAUCAUCAUUGUCCAUAUUAUACCCCAUUAUGGGCAGACUCAUGUUAUGGUCUAUAUAGCAGUUUGUUCACUUGUGGGUUCGCUAUCAGUAAUGAGUGUCAAAGCUUUGGGGAUUGCUCUGAAGCUAACAUUUUCAGGAAUGAAUCAAUUAGUAUACCCCCAAACAUGGGCCUUUACUUUGUUUGUGGCUACUUGUGUGAUCACUCAGAUGAACUAUCUAAACAAGGCUCUUGAUACAUUCAACACAGCUGUUGUGUCGCCCAUAUACUAUGUGAUGUUUACAUCCUUGACUAUUUUGGCCAGUGUAAUCAUGUUUAAGGACUGGGAUCGACAAAACCCAACUCAAAUUGUUACGGAAAUAUGUGGAUUUGUGACCAUCCUGUCUGGAACUUUUCUCCUUCAUAAAACGAAGGACAUGGUUGAGGGUUCAUCACAAUCUCUACCACUGCGCCUUUCCAAGCAUGCAGAAGAGAAUCCAUAUGAACCUGAAGGAAUCCCUCUUCGACGUCAAGAAUCCCUGCGACAGGCGUAGUUGUCUGAUUCAUCGUUCAAGAUUUUGCAUGUGUUCUGGGGGAGUGUGGGACUCGCAGCCAUCGACUUGUGUGUUACAAGUACAUUGAGCUGGUCCUUUAUGUUCAUUCAGAUGACGGAGAUGGCAAGAAUUCUUCUCAGAAGAAUUCUUCUCAGAUAGAAAAUGAAAUGAGCACUUUUCGGCUUCUGCCACAUAAUGUUCAACUCCCCAUCUUGCCUACUGGCAAAAGCCUCUCACCCCCUCUCUUGGGGACUUGUAAUUUUGUUUACAUUAUUCAAUAUAAUGUAUCUUAGCUUCAGUUUUACAAAGAAAUGCAGAAUUUUCUGGAUAUUCUUAU
This is a messenger RNA of Jatropha curcas, 1249 nucleotides long. The record is from RefSeq and is a predicted model, not a curated record. NCBI's taxonomy places the organism in Eukaryota, Viridiplantae, Streptophyta, Magnoliopsida, Malpighiales, Euphorbiaceae.